Molecule: messenger RNA, 4572 nt
Organism: Brienomyrus brachyistius
Lineage: Eukaryota; Metazoa; Chordata; Actinopteri; Osteoglossiformes; Mormyridae
Gene: wdr89
Product: WD repeat domain 89
Exons: 2
Coding region: 2528-3724 (398 amino acids)
Molecular function (GO): protein binding
Source: RefSeq, a predicted model, not a curated record
UCAUGCUUUAGUGGGCAGAUGAGGCUUUUUCAAGGAAAGCGGUUCUUCUCAGUGCUGUUGGCUCUGCUCCUGCAUUUCUUUUCAAUCUUUUGUUUUAUCCACAGACGAACAUCAGUGGGGAGUUGGACAGUUUUAUAGUGGCUCUUGUUUCCCCACCUUUAGAAGGAUUUGGUUCUAUGUGUGUGCCAUGAUUUUAAGAGCAAAUGAAAGUGUGGCAGCUUGGUGCACAUCCCUUAAUGACAAUGUCUGCUCACUAAUUAUCUUGUGAGUUUCUUUAUAAUCAUCUACAAAGAACCUGGAGCAGCUCAGGCCUACUUUUGUCGCUGAUUAUAAUACUCAGUGUAUGUUGGAUGAGAUUGGGAGUAUUUGUGAAGAUUGGGUGUGGUUCAAUGCUGACGCGUGUGCUGGCCCGGCUUGCGUCCCUCUCCAAAGCUCAGAUCCUCAAAGGCCACACCUAUCCCCCUCUACUCCGACCCCCCACCCGAGGGUGUUUGGGUUUUGUUGACGAUGGAUGGAGGGCCUCUCCCCAGUGUGGCAGACUCAGGCAGGAGUGUUCCAAAAAGCCAGCCUGUAGCACUCAGCAGGUGGCUAACUGGUCAAUGUCGCCCCCUUUUGGCCAGUAAAACAGCUACUGCACUGAGGAUAACUUUCUUGUAACUCAUAACUGCAUCAGUAUAGAACAAAAACUGGUUUACCAAACUGACCUAAGGGAAGGGAGGUGGAGUAUCGUUACACAGCUAAAAUGGAGGUCCAAUACUGCAAACCCCCCCUGUGCAGCUGGGGGACUCCUUGUAAGAGGAGCUUCUGUUGGCCUUACAAUGACAGCCCUGUCAUUUGGCCCCUCCCCAUCUACGCGUCACACAUCCGAGCUCCGCUGAGCUCGUUUGGCCUCCAUCUCAUCAGGCAUCUGCGUGGAGCACCAAUGGGGGGCACAGAGCACAUUGUCCAGCGCGCCGCCUGUACAAAGACCCCCCUGUCAGUGGCUGGGCUCUCCAUACUGUCACUGCCUCCUACUUGCUGCCAGGACCCACAUAGCAUCAUUACGGAAGGAAGAAUAACUAAAUAAAAGUUACCUACUAUGUCAAAAUAACGAUAAACGUUCUGAUUUUGAUGUGUAGUGUCUCAAUAGACAGCAGUGUUGCUUCACACUUCCACGGUUAGGGGUUCAAAUCCCACAUCUGCUUUGUGUUCGUGGAGUUUGCAUAUUUUCCCGGUAGGUAUCCUCCUGCAGCACAAAGAUAGUUUGGCAAGUUUCUGUCUCUAUGGUGUUGACAUAUGCUUACGUGUGCAGGUGUAUGACCUGAGAUGGCAAGACUGGCAUCUUGCUCAGGGUGUACUACAGCCAUAGGCUCCAAUCCCCUGUGACCCCACUUGGGAUAAGUGCUCGGAAGAGAAAUGGAUGAAUAUAUCGACCUUUCCUUGAAGUGACCUUUAACCAUCACCUUCAGCCAGACAUGCUAGUUUCCCUUUUCCUCGGUGUGGCUUAAUCACGUUUAUGACAGACAAAUGGCUCACUUAUUCAUUCAUGUAAUGAUUUACUGUUUUCUCAGAAUGACCAAGGUCUCCAUAUUUCAGUUUAUACACAUCACAUUUUAUGGUAUGCUCUGUAAAACAUGACCAAUGCCUAAAUCCUUACUUAAGGGUUUAUAUACAAUUAUGGUUUAUAUGCAUAUAUGCAGUUUUACAACUACGUUCAGACUUACUUCAAUUAUUCUGUCCUGUGUUUUAAUGGUUAUUUUUACAUUGCGUUGUGACCCUGACCGAGAUUAGAAGUUGAAAGAUGGAUAAUUUUUGUUGAAAAAUAAUAAAACCUGCAAAAAUUAGUCAUUGCAACAAAGCCUUGUAAAUCUGUAAUAGGUUUUGCACUACCCGAUUACGUCGGUUCUGGUCUCCAUUCCCACUCUGUCCUGGAUAAGUGGUUUGGUGAUGGAACGACAACAUUGCCGGAUUAAAUAAAUUUGCAGUGUUUUGCUGCCGCCUGGCGUUUAAGUCUAGCAACUGAAUUAUAUUUUCUCGUUGAUUCUAGGUAUUCGAGUAUCCAGUAUCGUUAACAGUGUAGCAGGGAAAACUAUCCGCAGGGAAAACAUUAGGUAGUUCACAAACCGCCGUGUGAGACGCUUACGUUUAAAAGGAUCAAAACCUUGGAUAUGUAUUUACCGUUCACUACCAGACUAUUAGGUAUAGGUCAGUGUGUUGUCUUUUUCCGUAGUUAUAUGUGUUAUACCGAAACUGAUCCUUCGUAUAAAUACAGUAAUUUUAAAAUAAUGUGUUAAAUAGGAACUCCGUAACCUUGACGUGAAGUUUCACAGGGGAGCACUAAAAAUGUGACACACUGCGUAAGAAGUUCGUGGAUUGAUUAGUGAAAACCAUGAGCCUCAGAUAAGGGGAAUGUGGGAUUUUAUUCAGUUAUUUUGGAGGCCAGAUGCAUAAAAUUUUAUGGAUUCAAGACCUUGAACCUUGGUCGUUGAUUAACGCUUCAUCAGAAACGUCUAAGAUUAACGAAUAAGUGAGUAAGAUAAGUGUCACCAUGGAGAGCCUGGAGGUUAAUUUCGAUGCUCUAUCUUUGGCCCGGCGCCUGCAGCCCAGCAAGCCCAGCUACGUGCUGGACGUAGCCCUUCAGACAGGACCUCCUUCUGGGGACAGACUGAUGGCUGUUUGCUGCUCCAAUCGAUUGGUCCAGCUCCACAGUCUGCACAACCUGUGUCAGCUGCGAGAGUUUCAGGGUCACACAGGUACCAUUUGUGGGGUGUGUUUCUCCCCCACCUCACCCAGCCUCCUGUUUUCUGGCUCUGCUGAUGGAACGAUCCGGGCCUGGGAUGUACGUUCGCCCACCGGGAAAACCGUGCAGGUGUUUAGCAGCUCACAGUCGUAUCCUGUGUGCAGCUUUGACGUCAGCUGCGGCGGCGUAGUUCUGUGUGGUGGCACGGAGCAGCACGACGAGGACAGCUUCCUGUUGUUUUGGGAUGCACGUGCCGUGAAGGGUGCAGAUGGCGGCGGUGUUCUGGGUGUGUACUCAGAGUCCCACAGUGAUGAUAUCACACAGGUGUGCUUCCACCCCCGCGAUCCCGACCGCUUGGCCUCGGGUUCCACCGAUGGCCUGGUCAAUGUGUUCGACCUGAGUUGUAGCUCAGAAGAUGAGGCGCUUCUGGCCACCUGUAACUCUGGUUCCUCCGUCAGUUCUGUGUCCUGGGCGGGCCAUGACUAUGGACGUCUGCUAUGCUUGAGUCACGAUGAGGGCCUCUACCUGUGGGACCUUAGCCAGCUGGACACGGAGGAGCCCCUGACCGUGCUGAACCUCCCUGACGCCCGCAGUUCCACCCCUCUCCCCACCCAGGCCACCCUGGAUUACUUUGUGGGAGGGGCCUGGGUUGAAAGUAUGGAGAAACUGCUGGUGCUGGGUGGGACCCGCCGUGGGGAGGUCCACCUGCUGCACUGUGCCGACCAAGGCCUGGAGCUACUGAAAUCUCUGCAAGGUGGCCAUUCUUGCACUGUGCGCUGCUUUGCAUGGGAUUCUGUCGGGAAUGCUCUGAUCACUGGAGGGGAGGACUCCCAGCUGCUGCAGUGGAAGCCUGGGGCAGAGGAGUCUUCGCCACAGGGGAGGAGCACCCUGAAGAGCCUGUCUGGUCUACAGAUCAAAGCCAGACCCCACUCAAAUCUCAGGAACAGGAAAGGCGGCCAUUUAAAGAAGGGAGCGGAGAGUGUGUGCAGUCCUCCAGACACAUGAGGGCACUGUGGUACAGCUGCUCUUUUGGGGCAGUGAGGAAGGAGGGGGGGUCUCUGAAUGCGGGAGGGGCAUGACGCUGUGAUGCAUACAAGUAGGGUACUUUACCUCAGUGGUUUUGAACUUAAACGGGGGUCAUGUCUACAGAACAUAGUGCCUCCCACUAGAGGAGAAAUGGACAGAGAAAGUGGCAUUUGUCUCAUCACUCCAGUGUCAUGUGAUAUGUCCCGCCCUCCUGGACUGGCACUUUUAGAUGUAAUGGGACAGCUGGCCUCACUGUGCCUUGUGUCAGCAUGUUGGGGGUGUAGAACCCUGAAAAAUUAGCAUGUCCUUUUAAGACCAGCUUUUAACACCCUGGCAUCUUUUUAAAAUCAACUUAAAUCUUUUAAAUUGUCGUAUUUGUCAAUGGGCUCUUUCAUAUUUUGUUUUUAAAGUUCUGGCUUUCUGCCCUUUGUUUUGAAAACACCCACUUGCUUUGCACAGGUCAAGGUUGGUGACCUUGGUUUGACCCCUGUGGACAGAUGGGGGCCCUCAGCUGUGUAGGGCCAGGAAGCUGGUCGUAUUUCACACCAGGAAGGUGACGCUAAUGAGCCAGUAACCCCGGGCAGACUGUGUGUGCCGGCACUGCUAUUCUCUGCCUGCAGGCUGAAAUAUGCUUUACAUCUGGGGGUUUACAUCUGGGGGGUUACCAUUUGUCCUGUGUAGAGAUUACAAUGGGCUGUGUCCUGGUUGGUUGGGGUAUGGGAGGGCUGACAUUUAUCUUCUCAUUUGAAUAAAAGUACGUCUUGAACACCGUGUCCUGUUGGGCUAAAAGUCUUUUUUUAAUUUAAUAAAUUGUCAUACUAAUCCUU